GAGUCACCCCCGAGCAUAGGUGAGCAUAAGCAUAAACAUAAACAUUGCUGUGUCAGUGUGUGAGUGAAAGCGAAUAACCCCUCAAACAAGCGCGAAAGCAACUACGAUGGCCGAUUCCGCAGCGACCGAAGUCCCGGCUGCAGCAGCUGCUGCCCCAGCCGCCACGGCCAAGUCACCGAAGAAGCCAAAGGCGGCCGCCGGCCCCAAGAAGCCCAAGCAGCCAGCGGCACAUCCUCCGGUCAACGAGAUGCUGCUGGCCGCCGUCAAGGCACUCAACGAACGCAACGGUUCCUCGCUGCAGGCGAUCAAGAAGUACGUGGCGGCCAACUACAAGGCUGACGUGACCAAGCUGGCCACCUUCUUGAAGAAGGCCCUCAAGACUGCCGUCGCCAACGGCAAGCUGGUCCAGACCAAGGGAACCGGUGCGUCGGGCUCAUUCAAGCUCUCGGCCGCAGCUAAGAAGCCAGCGGUGGAGAAGAAGAAGAAGGCAGCGGCCCCCAAGAAGUCGGCCUCUGCCGCGGACAAGAAGAAGAAGACCGCAGCCAAGAAGCCCGCCGGAGAGAAGAAGGCCGCCGCCAAGAAGACCACCAAGAAGGCUGACGGUGCCGCCGCCAAGAAACCGAAGGCCGCCGCAGCUAAGAAACCCAAGGCCGCCGACGGAGCGAAGAAAGCCGCCAAGAAACCGGCAGCCCCGAAGCAGAAAUCCACCAAGCCAACCAAGGCCGCGGCUGCCAAGCCGAAAGCACCGAAACCAAAGAAGGCAGCAGCUCCCGCCAAGAAGGCCGCCGCUCCCAAGAAGGCUGCCGCACCCAAGAAAGCCGCUGCCCCCAAAAAGGCAGCUGCAGCCAAGAAAUUACAUUUUGGCACGCACAACAGGAAAUUAUCCCAACGGCCAAGCUUUAAGGCCAGCUCACACAUCGUCUACUUAUUCCCAACUCCGCUGUGAUUCCGAAAAACAUAGGCAAAACUACAUGGAUGCAGCAGGUUCUGACUGUCGAAGUAUAGCGGAAACGUCUUGUGCAGGAAAAUCGAACCGUCAAGCGUGCUCCAAGCUCUGCGACCUCUUUAUUACCGCAAGUCCUAAGCUCUGAAUUAUCAGAGUAGAAAAUGUAUGGCUCUGUUUGUGAAAAUGACGCUCAUCUAUUUUGGCGACAUCCCAACAAUGUUAAUACACAAGAACAGGUAAUGACGGUUAGUGCUUGCUACGACAAUGUCCAACGAAACCUCACUAUGAACAUGCUCUCUAGCGACAUACACGCGACGAACAUGGUUUUUCGGAGAUUGAGCCAGUUUUGCCAUACGCCAAUGUGCCGUGAUAGCUAUUGGUACCCUAGCCAUUCGGUACAAUCAUUUACGACCAGUCCAUCGAUGAUGCCUACCCGUAAUGUACUGUACUACUCAAAUUAAACGGGCUCAUCCAAAAUUACAUUUCUAACUUACCC
Anopheles gambiae (African malaria mosquito) is the source of this 1442-nucleotide messenger RNA. Its product is annotated as histone H1-like. The transcript is spliced from 2 exons. Gene Ontology annotation, biological process: nucleosome assembly; negative regulation of DNA recombination; chromosome condensation. Bases 107 to 946 code for a protein of 279 amino acids. Gene Ontology annotation, molecular function: nucleosomal DNA binding; double-stranded DNA binding; structural constituent of chromatin. The record is from RefSeq and is a predicted model, not a curated record. Gene Ontology annotation, cellular component: nucleus; nucleosome. NCBI's taxonomy places the organism in Eukaryota, Metazoa, Arthropoda, Insecta, Diptera, Culicidae.